Molecule: messenger RNA, 1338 nt
Organism: Sungouiella intermedia
Lineage: Eukaryota; Fungi; Ascomycota; Pichiomycetes; Serinales; Metschnikowiaceae
Source: the annotation of a GenBank genome assembly
AUGGUUCAAAAAGUACUCUUGUUGGGCUCUGGUUUCGUUGCCAAGCCAACCGUGGACAUUCUCUCCAAGACUCCAAACGUCGAGGUUACUGUUGCUUGCAGAACCUUGUCUAAGGCUCAGGAAUUGGCUGGUGAUGUUGCAAAGGCCAUUUCUCUUGAUGUUACCGAUGAGAAGGCUCUUGACGAGGCUGUUGCUCAAUAUGACUUGGUAAUCUCAUUGAUUCCUUACAUUUACCAUGUUCUUGUUGUUAAGGCUGCUAUUAAGAACAAGAAGCAUGUUGUCACUACAUCUUACAUCAACCCUAAGUUGAAGGAGUUGGAGCAGCAAAUUGAGGAUGCUGGCAUUACCGUCAUGAACGAGAUUGGUUUGGACCCAGGUAUUGACCAUUUGUAUGCCGUCAAGACCAUUGAGGAGGUGCACCAAGCUGGUGGAAAGAUCAAGUCUUUCUUGUCUUACUGUGGUGGAUUGCCAUCUCCAGAGGACUCCGACAAUCCUUUGGGUUACAAAUUCUCGUGGUCUUCUAGAGGUGUCUUGUUGGCAUUGACCAACUCUGCUUCCUACUGGAAAGAUGGUAAUGUUGAGAACGUUAAGUCUGAAGACUUGAUGGCUACUGCUCAACCAUACUUCAUCUACCCAGGUUUUGCUUUCGUGGCUUACCCUAACAGAGACUCCACCACCUACAAGGAAUUGUACAAUAUCCCAGAAGCUGAGACAGUCAUCAGAGGUACCUUGAGAUUCCAGGGUUUCCCUGAAUUCAUUAAGGUGUUCGUUGACUUGGGUUUCUUGAAGGAGGCCGAGCACCCAGCCUUCAAGACCGCUCUUCCAUGGAAGGAGGCCUUCGCUCAGUUGAUUGGUGCUACUUCCAGCUCCGAGAAGGACCUUGUGGCCAAGAUCUCCGAGCUGGCCACUUUCAAGGACGAGGCUGAUAAGACUAGAAUCAUUGCUGGUUUAAAGUGGUUGGGUUUGUUCUCCGACAAGACCACCACCCCUAAGGGCAACCCAUUGGACACCUUGUGUGCUACUUUGGAGGAAUUGAUGCAGUAUGAGGAGGGUGAGAGAGACUUGGUCUGCUUGCAGCACAAGUUCGGCAUUGAGUGGGCUGACGGUACUACAGAGACCAGAACCUCGACCUUGGUUGACUACGGUGAUGUUAAUGGCUACUCUUCUAUGGCCAAGUUGGUUGGUGUUCCAUGUGCUGUCGCUACUCAACAGAUCUUGGAUGGUACUUUGUCCCAGAGAGGUUUGUUGGCUCCAAUGUCUUCUAAGAUCAACGAUCCAAUCAUGAAGACCUUGAAGGACGACUACGGUAUCUUCUUGGUCGAGAAGACCAUUUCUUAG